Molecule: messenger RNA, 1392 nt
Organism: Rhopalosiphum maidis (corn leaf aphid)
Lineage: Eukaryota; Metazoa; Arthropoda; Insecta; Hemiptera; Aphididae
Gene: Osi22
Exons: 3
Coding region: 328-915 (195 amino acids)
Source: RefSeq, a predicted model, not a curated record
UCUAUUCGUUUUAUACGUGUCGAUGUAAGCGUACGGAAGGCAUUCGUUUCAGACGUAGCGAUCGCGUUUGAACGUCCUCUCAUCAUACACGUCACAUAUUAUUAUUAUUAUUUCUAUCGUUUUAUAGACAGUUAAGAGGCACCUAUCGUAUUAUAACACCAUACACUGUAGUUGUCUUAAGGUGCGUCGACGGUUGUCACCGGCGUCUCGUCUCUACACAGUCGUUCCCGUUCACUCGUGUCGUUCGGUCUACACAAUAUAAUAUCGUAAUAAUUUAUUAUAAAGUAUCACAUUUUCGACGCGGUUUUUCGUGUUGACACAAGGGAAAUGUCACUUUCCACGUGCGGUUUAGCCGUUUUCGCGUGCGUUGCAAUAUUAGUAUUGCAGUCUGUAGUCGAUUUGACUAAUGCUUUGCCGACCACAGAUCAAUCGCUGCAGUCGUCCACACCGCUGCCGCUGUCAUCACGAGACAUCGAAGACGAAGUACUAGGCACGAGUGCCCUAACUACUACAGCAGCCGAUGUAGUAGCUAGUGCUUAUGCGGUCAAGGAUACGUUUUUGGUGGACAGUGAAAAAGGCCACAUUAAGCCAUUAAAAAAAAAGAAACCUUUGGGCAAACACAAGAAGAAAAAGCAUUCGUUUAAGGAAAAAUUUUUGCCUCUCCUUUUAAUACCAUUUAUUAUUCAAACCAUGCUCAUACCGUUUUUCAUAAUGAAAUUGAAAUUGCUAGCUUUGAAAGCAAUGGCAGUGGGCAAGUUCGCAAUUCUGUUGAUCGUUUUUAAUAUGAUGCGUAAUUGGUCACAAAAUGCACACAGUACUUCGAUUCGUGGCUCAACUGGGGAUUCAUUGCUCAUGGCUCAAAAUUACGGUUUCAACGGUGUUCCGGAAUUCGGAGCAAUAUUUAAUGGUCGUUAGUAAUUGUCCAACAGACAGUUUUUCUAAUGCUUAAUAAUUUAUUAAAUUUAUAUUGUAAUGCUCUCUGCACAUGUUCGACGUAGUCGAACGUAGUGCUAUAACAUAAGACUAUUUAUGAACAAAAUCACCAAUGAUGUAUUAUAAAUUAUAUUAAUGAAUGUAAUAUCUCGUAAGGUACAUUACCUACAUUUUAUUAUAUAGUAUGUUAUCAUUAACUAUGACUCAAAAUUAGAUUCAAUGUAUGUUAUUUUGUGCCUUAUAUAUUAUAAUAUUGUCAUGAGUACCAUAAGUUAUUGUAGAACUAUUUUAUUUUCAUAUUGUAUAUUUAUUACCACCAUGUAUAGUUAGAUAACUAUCGGCGUAAAUUUGGUAAAAUAAAAAUAUUGAAUAAGAACAUAAUAAAAUAUUGUUUUGUUAACCUAAAAAAUACAAAUACGUAUAUUAAUAAAUAUAAUUAGGAAGGUGUGCAUGUAUUUU